This is a messenger RNA of Pyrus x bretschneideri (Chinese white pear), 1446 nucleotides long. RefSeq names its product WAT1-related protein At3g28050-like. The transcript has 7 exons. The record is from RefSeq and is a predicted model, not a curated record. Lineage: Eukaryota; Viridiplantae; Streptophyta; Magnoliopsida; Rosales; Rosaceae. Gene Ontology annotation, molecular function: transmembrane transporter activity. Gene Ontology annotation, cellular component: plasma membrane. The coding region runs from base 145 to 1173 and encodes 342 amino acids.
CUCCACUAGAACAAAUUUACAAGUAAUAAAAUUGGGCUAAAAAAGAAAACUAUAAAGUAGAUUAUCGCAAAAUAAUUAACAGGGAUGUGAGAAUAUGCAUGUGUACCAGUGUUUGUGACUGUGUUUCUCAGAGAGAGAGGGAGGAUGAACAUGAGCAUGAAGAUUUUACUUCCCUUUAUUGGAAUGGUGAUGGCGAUUAUGGCUCAGACUGGGAGUGUGGUAGUAAACAAAGCAGCGAUGUCCACAGGGACCGAUGCAUACAUCAUCGUCGUCUACGGCAACGCCAUCGCCGCCCUCAUUCUUCUCCCUUCUGCUCUCAUCUUCCACAGCAGAUCGGAGCGCCCUCCCCUUACAUUCUCCAUACUUUGCAGAAUCUUCUUGCUUGGCCUGUUUUGUUGUUCAGCGCAAAUAUUUGGAAAUAUUGGCAUAGAAUACAGCUCUCCCACGCUUAGCACGGCCAUGCUUAACCUCAUCCCAGCUUUUACUUUCAUACUUGCCAUCAUUUUUAGGAUGGAAACUGUAAACUGGAGAAGCUCAAGCAGCCAGGCAAAAGUUUUUGGAACCGUAAUGUCAAUCGGAGGAGCAUUUGUUGUAACAUUUUACAAAGGUCUACCGAUCAUACGGCUAUCUUCAUCACUUCCUAAUUCACUCUAUCAAAUCAAUUCCUCAUCGAGAUCAAACUGGAUCCUCGGAGGGCUUUUUCUUGCAGUUCACGCCUUCUCAAUUUCUUUAUGGUACAUUCUGCAGGCAACGGUCGUUAAGAAGUACCCCGCAAUUUUGCUCUCAGUCUUUUUCCAAUGCUUAUUCGCAACCAUUCAGUCUGCAAUAUUUGCUUUAAUUGCAGUUAGAGAUGCAAGUGCCUGGGAAAAAAGGCUGGAUGUGGGGUUGAUUGCUGCUUUAUACACUGGAAUUGUUGCGACGGUUCUUUAUUUCUGUGUAAUUGUCUGGUGCGUAGAGAAGGUUGGAGCUUUUUAUUGUUCUAUGUUUAAGCCUAUUGGCAUCAUUUUUGGUCUGAUCAUGGGUGCCAUAUUUUUGGGAGAUUCAGUCUACAUCGGAAGAACAACUUCGCAGUUUGGUUGGUGCAGCCAUAAUCGUUACUGGAUUUUAUGCCAUGAUGUGGGGGAAGGCCACAGAAGAGAAGCUGAUCGAAAUAGAAUCAUUGGACCAAAAUAAGCUCCCUUUGCUACAAAACGGGAUACAAGACAAGAGAAGCAGUAGUAUUGGUGCGUAACUGUCCUAUGUAAACACACAUCUCAACUCCUGGUUCACAGGGAAUUAUCUCCACCUUAACCAUCUAGGUAAAAAGUCUAACGAACUUUUCAUCAUAUAAAACUUCUGUGCAAUUAGGACAUAAACUUUCAACUUGUCAAGUGAAAAUUAUUUUGUAAAGUGUAAAUUAUUAUCUCGCUCUUUUAAUCAAAGACUUACACAUUGUGACUUAUGCUA